UAGUUGUUCAACUAUAAGCCUUGUGUGCAUGCUUUUGUUGCGUGUAACGUGCAGGACUCUCAGUAAAUAACGGACGCUGUGGAGUGGUGAGUACUGGCAUAACUUAGAACCACCAAUACAAGCAAGCGUCGUUAUAUCACUGUUGCUGUUGCUAUACUUUUGUCGGGUUGAGUGCAUGCUGUAUAUCGAACAAUAUCCAUCUAAUCUAAGAGUAAGCAAGGACGAGAGAUCAGGUUCUCCUUCAUUUGUAUAUUUAUAUUACAUAUCUAUACAUUGACGUAGACUGCGGCAAAAGAACACCUUCUAAGGCGGGUUGACUAUAUAGAGACUGCUUAUAUAGUUUCUUUGAAUAGCCAUCAAUAUGAGUUCAGCCGUCGCUGCUUCUGACGGACACAACAACGUGUACGAUCGAAGCACUAAAACUAAUAGGGAGAAUGUAGAUACUGAAUCGUCCGAGAUUAUUGGGAAUGACAAGCACCGAUAUAGGAAGGGCAAGUUCUUGGGCAAAGGUGGAUUUGCACGUGUGUAUGAGAUCACGGACGUUGAGACGGGUAGGGUGUUAGCGUGUAAGGAGAUAAGAAAAGCAUCUGUUGCGGAGCCACGCACGUGGGCUAAGGUGGUCUCUGAGAUCAAUAUCCACAAGAAACUGCGCCAUACGAACAUUGUGCAGUAUGAACACUUCUUCGAGGAUAACGAAUGCGUAUAUAUUGUACUCGAACUCUGUUCAAACAAAACUCUUUUGGAGCUGCUGAAGACCCGCAAACGCCUGCAGGAUUUUGAGGUCAAGUACUAUAUGCUGCAGAUGCUAGCUGCGUUACAGUAUCUACAAGCGAAGAAUAUCAUCCACCGUGACCUUAAGCUGGGUAAUCUCUUUCUCUCGGGUGACAUGAAGAUCAAAAUCGGCGAUUUCGGAUUGGCUGCGAAAUGUGAUGACGGCGAGCGGCGGCAGACGCUCUGUGGCACCCCCAAUUACAUCGCGCCUGAGAUACUGGACAAACGCGGACACGGCUACGAAGUGGAUACUUGGUCCAUGGGGGUGAUCCUAUACACGCUGCUGGUGGGCUACCCCCCCUUCGAGUCGAGCAACGUCAAGAAAACCUGCAAGCUCAUCAAGUCAAAUAGCUAUUCCAUCCCAUCGGAAAUGAAUCUCUCUGAGUCCGCCACAGAUUUGAUCACGAGCAUUCUAAACUCAGACCCUGAGCAACGGCCAACGUUGGAGGCUAUUCUCGUACACCCUUUCUUCAUCACCGGCCCAACAACCGACACCCUCCCCAUAUCGGCACUGACUGUAGCGCCAAAGUACACAUCACUCAGAACCCCUGGCAGCGAACGAAACAACAACAGCAGUGUGUUACAACAACGGACGGUCAAUCGCAAUGUGGUGGACGUGCGCACAGACGAGCAGAAGGCCGCGGCUGUGAAAGGGAUCGAGUCACGCUCAGUGCGCAACUCGAAACCUGUCAGGAUACACAACGCCAAGAUGGUCUCAGAGCACACCCAAUCGACCGCAUAUCAGAAAGGGCUGCGACAGACAAGUAGGGCCAGUACGGGCAGAACCAAUGAGGAGAAUGAAUACGGUACACACAUAGAGAUAGUGCCACCGAAGUCUGAUGUGACUGCAGCCCAACAGACGUCACAUUUAUUGCACCACACACGAGCAACACGCAUCGAAUCCCCUGCAAGGCACAGUGCACACAGCAGAACAUUGAGUGCGCCUGCGUCUCUGAAUAGCUUAGCUGCAUCUCUCAGUGGUCUUCACUUGGCAGCGGGCGAUAAGACGGACGAAAAGAGACGUCUGAGCCAAAUCAAACCCUUAGAGCCUCUGAGCAAACCACCCCCUCUGUUGUGGGUUGCCUGUUGGUUAGACUACACCGCUAAGUACGGCGUCAGCUAUGAACUCAGCGACUGUACUGUGGGCGCCAUCUUCAACGACAACAGUCGGAUCGUCCUGGCAGCGGACUCUGACCAGGUAGAAUACAUCCUGAACGGCGACAAGACCCAGGAAUCGCUAACAUCGCCCCCAGACGCGCUGAAAAAGAAAGUGGCUUUGCUGGAACAUUUCAAACGCACAAUGUACAAGAACUUGCGGAAGUGCGGCGAGGACGUUCACAACGUCGAUGACAGCAACGCACACAGAUCACACAGCUAUGUGCAUGUGAGUCAUUGGCUCAGGACUGAGAGGGCUAUGAUGUUUCAGCUUAGCAAUGGCUCCAUCCAGGUCAAUUUCUUCGACCACAACAAGGUGCUAGUCUCGGGGUCGACUGGGGCAGUCCUCUUCAUCAAUACAGAGGGCGAGUCUAACAUAUAUCGAUACGCCGAUUUGACGGUAUCCAACCAUCCGGAUCUAGCCUACCGCCUCAAGUACGUCCGGAAAAUUGUGGACUAUCUUUGCGCCGGAGAGAAUAAUAAUCAUUCCAAGCAACCUUCCGAGUCACAGUCACACGGACAGAGAUGACAGCGCUAAUAAUAAUCCAGCUGCAAACGUGAGCGCGAUAUAAGUCCAUUUCUACCUUGGUAUAUGCUCGUCCGUAUUGUUUUAACGAUUCCGAUGUGCGGAGGUAUUGGACCGGUUUAGAACUAGCUGUCGAGAUGUGCGAUCACUAGUGUAUGUACAACGGGAGUCAGGCAAGUCUAGCUGCUCAGCGGUAUCAUAAUGGCUGUGGCCGCAUGUAUUGUGGCGGGUUUAGAUUGGCUCUGUAUCCACCAUACCACCAUAGCCAGCUGCGUGAAGUAAGACAUAGUAUACAUAGCACAUCGAUAAUACACUUAACUAAUUCAAAUAAAUUAAUGCAACCGU
Sphaeroforma arctica JP610 is the source of this 2797-nucleotide messenger RNA. Its product is annotated as PLK protein kinase. Gene Ontology annotation, cellular component: centrosome; cytoplasm; nucleus. Gene Ontology annotation, molecular function: protein kinase activity; protein binding; ATP binding. Lineage: Eukaryota; Ichthyosporea; Ichthyophonida. The record is from RefSeq and is a predicted model, not a curated record. The coding region runs from base 362 to 2455 and encodes 697 amino acids. Gene Ontology annotation, biological process: regulation of cytokinesis; protein phosphorylation; mitotic cell cycle. The transcript is spliced from 15 exons.